Molecule: messenger RNA, 3435 nt
Organism: Oncorhynchus kisutch (coho salmon)
Lineage: Eukaryota; Metazoa; Chordata; Actinopteri; Salmoniformes; Salmonidae
Product: EF-hand and coiled-coil domain-containing protein 1
Exons: 7
Coding region: 451-2469 (672 amino acids)
Source: RefSeq, a predicted model, not a curated record
UGCAUGACGCCAAUGCGCACACACACAGACAGUAUACACACACAGUUAGCUCUGCGCGGGUGGAGCCUAAUCGUGUCUUGUAGGAUUUCACCGUCCGAGUCCUAGCGUGCACAACACAACACAACACACACACUUUGCUGUUGAGGGAGAUAGAAGUCUUCGCGCAAUGUGAAGACACGACUUGGAUGCUAAAGAUCUAAUAUACGACGAAACGUUAGAGCAUUAUAAGUGCUACGUGAGGUCGAUGGUGUAUUUUAAUCUUAUUAGAUAUAUACCUGCGUUUUAGUGGAAAGUUUGGGAUCUCUCGCUCUAAGUGAAUGAACUGGGAAAGCACUGUAUUACAACUUGGAUGAACAGGCUCUCUCCUCGCGCCCCGGGACAUGUUUUAGCGGUGUUGGGUAGGGAAUUAUUUUAUCAUAUAAUUAGGUGGCAAAACACCUCGUCCCCACCAUGAAGCGCUCAAGAGGUACAGUAGCGACGCCAUCUUUCCAGUCCUCUCCAAGGGCUGCGCGGCAGAGCGAGUGGCUGCGGAGCGCUCUGGCCCACCAUCACUGCCCCGACCCCGGCGUGGAGAACGAAAUAGUGGUCCUGGCCACGGGGAUUGACCAGUACCUCCAGGAGGUGUUUCACCACUUAGUUUACCCCAAACAAGACGACGUGGUCUCGGCAGAGGAUUUCACUGUGCUUUGCUCAGUGCUGGGGCUUACCGGAGAGGAAAGUGAGACAAGGGAUGGAGAGAAGGAAGAGGAGGGAGAUGAUGAGGAGGGACAAGGUAUUUGCUCGGGGCUCCCUCGCGAGCUGGCCUUUAGGGACUUCCAUUCGCGGCUAUGCGGUUAUUUCCGCGUCCGAGAGCGCGAUGCAACUGGGGUCAUGCGCCUCCCAGUUACAGAGGAGACCAAGCACAUUGAGCGCGAGAUCCGGCUUCGGUGGCCGCGGGUCAGGCGACGGAAAUGUGUCAGUUUCGACCUCACAAGAGAACAAACCGGGAGGAGGCCCGCGCCCAAAGCGCACACACGUGAAACGGGUUCAUCAGAACUACAUCAUAAAACAGGCCAGACAGAAACCGAGUGUGUGGCUCUGAGGGAGCUGGUUGAGGACCUGCGCUCUGCUCUACAGGGCAGCGAUGCUCGCUGCCUGGCUCUGGAAGUUGCAUUACAACGACAGAGGGGCCCAGCCAGGCUUACCAUGCACCACUCCAAUGUAGCGACUUCAAACACACAUACACCCUCAAACAUACCAAUUCCAAAUGCCCAGGGACGCAAGAGGGGUGCACCUAACCCCCCAAAAGAAGGGAUCCCAAAUCCCCAGGGCCGAGGGUGCGGGGUGGGGGAAGAGAGGGUAGCAGGGAGACGGGGCUCCAAAGACCCUAUCCUCAGGGAGCUGCAGCUGAUUCGCUCCUCACGUGACGGACAGCUGGAGGAGGCAAUCAGGUUCAACCAGCGGCUGGAGGAGGAGCUUGGCUGGGCAUAUGGUGAGGCUCGCAGGCUGGAGGGGGUGGAGUCUCGCCUACGGCAGGAGAAUGCUGAGAUCAGGCGGAGAACAGAAGAGGCGAGGGAGGCUCUCAGAGAGGGUCUCAAGAAGGUGAGACUGAUCCAGAAACAGGCUCAGAACGUCCCUCAGCUCCAGAGCAGAGUCACACAGCUGGAAACAGACAUUCAAGAGUACAGAUCACAGUGCACCUGCAGAGGAAGCCACGCCUCACCGCCUCGAGAGCCCAUGGACGACACCUGCCUCCAGCGAGCGGUGGAGGGGAGAGCUGCCUCCGACGAGGAAGAGGAAGAGAGGGAGAGGAAGGAGGAGAGGGAGGAAGGACAGUGCUGCCUUUUGGAGGUGAAAAGGCUCAUCAACAGACUGCACAACUGUGGUAAAGGGUGUCAGAAUACAACAGCCCACCACUUGCUACUCUCCCAGAACCUCCUCCUUGACAACCAGAACAAUCUCCAUGGCAAUGACCUCCUCAUGAUCCCCAGGGGGUGGGGCCGCAGAGGUCACACUUAUCAGGAGGAGAGGGAGACUCAGUUAGAGAAGAGGCAUGAGGAGGUGGAGGGGUUGAGGUUGGAGGUUCAGAUGGUGGAGACCGAGAGGGUACGUCUGUCACUCUUGGAGGAGAAACUGACAGACACACUAACACUGCUACUGCAGCUACGCAUCAAGGGUGUCUCUCAUAGGUCUCUGGGGAAAAUGCUGAUGGACACUCUGGAUGUCUGCAGAAAGAGUGGACAUAGCCCAUCCCAUGUGCUGCAGGUGGUCAAUUCCUUCUGUGCCCAGCUUUCGUCCAAUGAGCUGCUGCGAGAUGAGAUAGGAGUGGGAGGGGAAGGUGGCGGGGUAGGUGGAGAGGCACGAGUAUCUGUGUCUACAAGCCAGAGACCCUCAAGCACCGCCAACCCCCCUGCUCAUCUCCUGUUUGGGCAACACACAAACCUCUCUUCUCACCAAACUCCCCAACUCUCCUCCAUAAACAGUACAUAAAUGGUUUACAGCUACAGUACACUCCUAAACCUCCUUCUGAUUAUGCUACAAUACCACUUCCUAAUUGUAUACCGCGUCAGUACACUCCUAAACCGCGUCAGUACACUCCUAAACCUCCUUCUGAUUAUGCUACAAUACCACUUCCUAAUUGUAUACCGCGUCAGUACACUCCUAAACCGCGUCAGUACACUCCUAAACCUCCUUCUGAUUAUGCUACAAUACCACUUCCUAAUUGUAUACCGCGUCCUCUUAUAAAGGGAAAGGUAAAGGGGGGUACCUCGUCAGUUGUCCAACGGGAUGCAUUCAACUGAAAUGUUUCUUCCACAUUUAACCCAACCCCUCUGAAUCAGAGAGGUGCGGGGGGCUGCUUUAAACGACAUCCACGUCUUCGGCAUAUACCACUUCCUCAGGAGUAGGCCUAGCUAUGACUGUGUAUAUGAGAGGAAGAUACUACAGGUUCAUCUCUGUUGCUCUGCGGCUAUAACAGUCUCUGUCUGUGUACUGCUAUAUGUACACAGCAGAUUUAGCCUUUCACCUCUGUAUAUCUAUUCUGUUGUGUUUGUUACUAACAUGGCACUUAUGACACAAUCAUGAUUAUUUAUGCAAAUGUAUAUAUUCAUAUUUAUACUAAUGGGACAAGUUUGAUUAGCUAUGUAUUAUGUUUUUGUCUUUCUGUGUCAUUUGACAUGUUUUGUUAGUUUAGUUUAAAGCUUUGUAGAGGAGCACACUAGUGUGAUGACUGUGUAUGUAUGUCUUCUGAUUGUACCUUAGAUACACUGCUUACUCUACAUCAGGUACAGUACUUUAUACUCUAUUCAUUAUUUAUCAAAUCUCUCAUUGAGAUGACACAUCUUUUCACAUGAGGGACCCGGGAGACCUGAUUUAUAAACAUGUAACAUUCUAAUUAUUGCAGUUAUUGUAGAGGACAAUUAAUACAUUAAUUAAUAAAACCUCAUAAAAUGUGCA